AUGCCAAAGCUUGUAAUCUAUUUUACUUCCCGAGAUGUUUCUAAAGGCGUGGCCGCACUGGCUGAGGUUACUGGUGAACUAAAAAAUAAGGAUGUGCUGGAGGCCGAAGGUGGAGCAGCAGAGAUUAGAUUCGGUAUAUUAAAUGUUACGGACAGUACAAGUGUGAAAAACUUUAAAGAAACUAUUCGGAAUGUGUGUGGUGAGGUGGAUAUCUUGAUUAACAAUGCCGCUCUUGGGACCGAAUUUCAAGGGGAACCAUUUAGCUACGAAGUUAUUGAAAAGACUCUUAAAACUAAUUACUUUGGGCUAAAGAAGAUGACCGAAUCGUUUCUUCCAAUAAUAAAAAACCCUGGAGGUAGAAUAAUCAAUCUUUCUAGCGGGCUUGGGAGACUUACUGUGCUUCCAUCAGAAUCAUAG
Messenger RNA from Paraglomus brasilianum, 417 nucleotides. The record is from the annotation of a GenBank genome assembly. Lineage: Eukaryota; Fungi; Glomeromycota; Glomeromycetes; Paraglomerales; Paraglomeraceae.